AAAAAGUUUAUUCGUAUCAUAAAUUCCGGCAUUUAUAUUUUUUGGAACUCUUCUUUGAAAAAAGAAUAAGAAAAUUCUCGUUGCUUCACAUACGUAAACAAAUGGAAAUGGAGGGGAAUUGUAUACGAGAAAGAGAUAAGAAAGGUCGGUUCAAGAAAGCCCCAUCUACUGCUACUACAACCAUUAGCACAUGUACCGAUGAAAAUAACAACCACCCUGACUUCAUCGAUGUCAACAGCGAAGAUCCACUAGCACAGGUAGAUGAAUAUGAUGAAAAUAAAGAGACAUUUGACCUGUUCCAAGGCAGAAGAGUUGUUGAAUUUUCGAUUCUGGUGGAUCAUUUGCAAAGAGGGUGCUUUCUGUGUCAUACGCCUUUGGAUCUUGUUGACUGUGAGAAAGAGAGACGUCAUGGACUAGCCAGCUUACUGUAUGUGAGACGCAGGAAAUGCGACGAACUGACAAUCAUUCCAACUGGUAAACGACACAAUAUAGGUCAGAAUGGUCAAGGUCCUUUUGAUAUCAACACCAAAUUUGCUGUUGUGAAAGUGAAUUGGUGCUCUCUUAUGAUGCUGGGUGGCAAAAGCGAGGAAGUGGUAGAAACUACAAUAGUCUCUCAGGACACACAUCAGUGAUUGGCAGCAAAACUGGCAAAGUAGUAGGAUACAGUGUCAUGUCAAAAACAUGCCACACCUGUAAUUCCAACAAAACCAGAACCCGUGAAAAAGAUUAUGACUGCAAGAAUUGGUCUGGCAGUUCAAAGUCAAUGGAACCAGCAAGCAGAUAGCACAUCAGAGAAGAGGCUAUGAUGGGAUACACAGCCUAUUUACAGAGAAUUUCAGGGCAAGCCAAGGAUUACAAAGCGCACAUCUAUCAUUACUGCUGUGUCCAAAUUCAUGGAAGAGAGAUAACUCUACAUUCUGAAAAUUGAUGUCAUAUUGAUUUCAGUCAUUAUCUUUUAUAUUUUACUGGAUACAAUGCAAUUUAUUUUUAUUUUUGUAAUUCUUUCACCCAAUGGAUAUUUUGUUUAGGCAGCAAACAAGUCUACAUAUAGUAUAUGAAAUACAAUUUGAUGAAACUGA
Messenger RNA from Ostrea edulis (European flat oyster), 1079 nucleotides. RefSeq lists its product as uncharacterized. The record is from RefSeq and is a predicted model, not a curated record. Bases 102 to 632 code for a protein of 176 amino acids. NCBI's taxonomy places the organism in Eukaryota, Metazoa, Mollusca, Bivalvia, Ostreida, Ostreidae. The transcript is spliced from 3 exons.